GCGGGCGUCCUCUGUGUAAGAGAGCUGGCGGUCGGGUGCGAACGCAAGCUGAGGCUAGGAUAGAGCGUCCAGGAUCGGAGUGCGUCUCCUGCCGCCGCCAUGCCGGACAGCUGGGACAAGGACGUAUACCCCGAGCCCCCGCGUCGCACGCCGGCGCCCUCGCCGCAGACCUCCGUGCCCAACCCCAUCGUCUACUUCAUGAAGGCCUUCGAUUUCCUCGUGGACCGACCCGUGACUCUCGUGAGAGAAUUUAUAGAGCAGCAGCACGCCAAGAACAGGUAUUACUACUACCACCGCCAGUUCCGCCGUGUGCCAGACAUCACAGAGUGCAAGGAGAAGGACGUCUUGUGCAUGUUUGAGGCUGAAAUGCAAUGGAGAAGAGACUACAAAGUCGAUCAGGAAAUUGUCAAUAUUAUUCAAGAGAGGUUAAAGGCCUGUCAGCAGAGAGAAGGACAGAACUACAAGCAGAACUGUAACAAUGAACUGGAGCAGUUCACCAAAGUGGCCAAGGCCUACCAGGACCGCUAUCAUGACCUGGGAGCCCACUACUCUGCCAGAAAGUGCCUGGCAAAACAGAAGCAAAGGAUGCUGGCAGAGAGAAAGGCUGCGAAAGAGGCUGCUGCUGCCUGAGACAGCUGUGCAUUCCUACCUUAUAUAACUAUUAAUAAAGUGAUACAAUCUA
This is a messenger RNA of Otolemur garnettii (small-eared galago), 682 nucleotides long. RefSeq names its product NADH:ubiquinone oxidoreductase subunit B10 (gene NDUFB10). The record is from RefSeq and is a predicted model, not a curated record. The transcript is spliced from 4 exons. Lineage: Eukaryota; Metazoa; Chordata; Mammalia; Primates; Galagidae. The coding region runs from base 100 to 630 and encodes 176 amino acids.